AUUUGGUCGUGUGACAGGCGUCAGCCUUUAAUGUCAGUAAAGCGGUGUAGUUGAGGUUAUAAAAUAUGAAUCGAGUCUAUUGAAUUAAAUAAUCAAAAAGUUAUUACAAAUCGAUUGGAUUUUACAAAGCAAUAAACUUUAAACAAAAUGGCUACAGUAUCCACAGCACCAGUGCCGGGAAUGCAUCAAAUCGAUUUAUCGAAAUUAAAUUUGCACCAGUUGGCUCAACUGAAACAACAAUUAGAUCAAGAGCUGAAUGUUUUCCAAGAUUCAUUACAAACUCUUAAAAUUGCUCAGCGUAAGUUCGUGGAAUCUGGUGAGAGUGUUGAAAAAAUCAAGCCAGAAACAAAAGGCAAAACGAUUCUUGUUCCUCUUACGGGCUCAAUGUAUGUGCCUGGAACUAUAGCAGAUACAGACAAUGUUAUAAUUGAUAUUGGAACAGGUUAUUAUGCACAAAAGGAUAUUGAUGGUGCCAAAGACUAUUUUAAGAGGAAAGUGAAGUUUGUAACAGAGCAAAUGGAAAAAAUUCAAGUUAUGGGAAUUGAAAAGUCCAAAGUUCGGGAAGCAAUAGUUAUGAUGAUGGAAAUGAAAAUUCAGGCGCAGACUCAGUCACAAAAGGCUUCCUCAUAACAUUAGUGCUUUAAUAACAUGUAAUCCCUCGCUAGUUUGUAUUAUGUAUAUUUCUACACACUAUUUAACUACUUUUGAUUACUUUGUUUGGCCAUUUUAAGUGAACACUGAAAUCUUGCUGAUAUGCACUAAAAUAGAAAGGUUUAUGUUUAAAUGUAUUCAGCUAUGGUUCGGCUAAACUGUAGCAACUUUUUACAAUGAUUAUAAUCCAAUUUGUAUUUACAAAAUGAGAUUUUGACACAUACAAAAAUGUAAAAAUAUAAACAAAAUUUCAUGCUGAAUUUAAUUUAUUAUGAUUGUUUAAUUUGCUUUGAAAAUUGUAAUUUAAGUCACUAUUGUAUUUGAAGUAAUUUUCAGAUGUUUCAUUUAAAUUUUUGGAAUGUAGUCAAUAUUACAUAUUGUGCCCUCUUGAGAUAACAAAUUGAUUUAAAACACAGUUCUUUAACAGCUGUUUAUUCUAUAUCCUGUUGAAUUCAGGUAUUAACUUUAAAAUGUUUUGCUUACUAAUAAUAAAUUUAUAAAUUGUA
This is a messenger RNA of Zerene cesonia (dogface butterfly), 1157 nucleotides long. It is a transcript of the gene Pfdn5, whose product is annotated as prefoldin subunit 5. Gene Ontology annotation, biological process: protein folding; regulation of DNA-templated transcription. Gene Ontology annotation, cellular component: prefoldin complex; cytoplasm. Lineage: Eukaryota; Metazoa; Arthropoda; Insecta; Lepidoptera; Pieridae. The record is from RefSeq and is a predicted model, not a curated record. The coding region runs from base 148 to 630 and encodes 160 amino acids. The transcript has 3 exons.